Molecule: messenger RNA, 1447 nt
Organism: Brassica napus (rape)
Lineage: Eukaryota; Viridiplantae; Streptophyta; Magnoliopsida; Brassicales; Brassicaceae
Product: WAT1-related protein At4g08290
Exons: 7
Coding region: 95-1246 (383 amino acids)
Cellular component (GO): plasma membrane
Molecular function (GO): transmembrane transporter activity
Source: RefSeq, a predicted model, not a curated record
GACUCGCUCAUCAUAUUUUCCCCAUCAGCUCUGACACUUCUUAACAUUCAGAAAAUUUAACUUCAAUAACACAAAAAGAAAAGAAUCAAUAACCAUGGAGGGUGUAAGUACGAUCAUCAAAAACUUUAGACCAUUUUUGUUAAUGAUAUUUUUGCAAUUUGGAGGAGCAGGAACGUAUAUUGUCAUUAUGGCCACUCUCAAUCAAGGCCAGAAUCGUUACGUUCUGAUUGUGUACCGCAAUGCUGUUGCUGCUCUUGUUCUCGCACCUUUUGCAAUCUUCUUUGAAAGGAAAGUGAGGCCGAAGAUGACACUAUCGGUUUUCUGGAAAAUAGUGUUACUCGGCUUUUUAGAGCCAAUAUUGGACCAGGGUUUUGGUUACUUGGGGAUGAACAUGACAUCAGCAACAUAUACAUCUGCUAUCAUGAACGUUCUUCCUUCUGUCACUUUCAUAAUCGCUUGGAUUCUAAGAAUGGAGAAAGUGAAUAUAGCAGAGGUACGAAGCCAAGCAAAGAUAAUUGGGACAUUGGUUGCUCUUGGAGGGGCAUUGGUCAUGACAUUGUACAAAGGUCCACUUAUUCCUUUACAAUGGUCUAACCCAAAUACGAAUCAACACAACGAACAUAGCAACAGUUCACAAGACCAUAAUCAUUGGGUUGGUGGAACCUUGUUGAUACUCCUCGGUUGUGUUGCUUGGUCUUGCUUCUAUGUUUUGCAGUCCAUAACAAUAAAGACAUAUCCUGCGGAUCUUUCACUAUCAGCCUUAAUAUGCCUAUCUGGGGCAGUCCAAAGCACCGUAGUAGCUCUCGUAGUGGAGCGCCACUCCAGGGGAUGGGCGGUUGGAUGGGAUGCAAGACUUUUAGCACCUCUUUAUACGGGUAUAGUAAGCUCGGGUUUAACCUACUACGUGCAAGGGAUGGUUAUGAGAACGAGAGGGCCGGUUUUCGUCACUGCUUUUAACCCUCUUUGCAUGAUUCUUGUAGCUCUCCUUGCUUCUUUUAUUCUCCAUGAACAAAUACAUUACGGAUGCGUAAUAGGAGGGACAGUGAUUGCCAUGGGUUUGUAUUUGGUUGUUUGGGGAAAAGGUAAGGACUAUGACGUAUCAGUAUUAGCUAUGCCUGAGAAGAAUAGCCUUCAAGAACUACCGAUCAGAAUUCAAGUUAACAAUGACAAGUUGGAUUCUUCUAUAGAUGAUGUCAGCAAUGUAACCUUUCCCGCUGGUGCGCAUAGUCGAACAUUUGGAAUAUAAGAAAAUUAGAAAAGAAAACCAAUCAAUAUUUGUCUUGCAGUAUGCAUAAACAAUACAUAUACAUAUAUGUAUUUGUGUGCAAAUGACAUGAGUUUAUGUUAUUUAUAUAUUUUAACAGUCUCGUAGAAUCUAGUGCUGAAACAUAAUAUGAAUAAAAGUUAAUGAAUAAAAUUAACAAGGAUGUAACUUGUACUCACAUUA